This is a messenger RNA of Stegodyphus dumicola, 1219 nucleotides long. RefSeq names its product neprilysin-2-like. Gene Ontology annotation, cellular component: plasma membrane. Gene Ontology annotation, molecular function: metalloendopeptidase activity. Gene Ontology annotation, biological process: protein processing. NCBI's taxonomy places the organism in Eukaryota, Metazoa, Arthropoda, Arachnida, Araneae, Eresidae. The record is from RefSeq and is a predicted model, not a curated record.
UCAGCGAAAUCUUAAAAGCACUUUACAAAUCCUUUUGGAGCAUCGUUAAAAUCUGAACUCUUUCAGACUUUUUCUUUCCUUUUUUAUUAUUUAUUUUAUAUUUUUUAAAAGUUUAAUAAACGAGAAAAGACUGAAAAAAAUAGAAUUUUUUUUUUCAAUUACAACACUUAACUCUGCAUCGGAAAUUCUAAACAUAUGCUUCUAUGCUGCUUUUAAAAAUGUUGUAAUUUUGCUGUUGAAUAUAUGUAGCGUAAGUACAAAGAAUACGAUGCUUAAUAAUAAAGUUAAAAAAUGGGUUAGCAGUGAGUGAGUGCAAGAGCUAACUGGUAGACUGAGAGCGUAUAAAACCUUAAUAAACCUUUUGGGUGACGGUUAAUUUAUUUUUCUUAUUUUUUCAAUUAAUUCAUAAAUGGUAUUUAUUUUUAAACAGUGUUCAAAACACAUUUAAUGAGAAAUUAGAAUUAUUAUCUAGGCUUGAAAAAGCAUGUUUUGCAAAAUUUAAAAGACUUCUUUUUCCUGUCUCUCUAACACAUUGCUGAUACUAAUUACAAAACCACACCUGAGUGGUAUGAUGAAUUCGGUGAAAGACACAGCUUCUGGAGCCAAGAAGCAGACGUGAUUUUCGAGAGAAAAGCCAAGUGUAUCGCAGAACAAUAUGGUAAUUACACUAGUCAGCCAUCUAAACCUGAUUAUGAACAAAAGGGGUUUUCUUAGAAGCCGUUAUGGUUACGACUCUUCUCAACAGAAAGCACGCUUGAAUAUAUACUGAAAAUAUUAUCUUUUCCAUAGGCAAACGAACAUGGCAUAAAAUUACGAAAUAUGGCUGAUAAUGGAGGUCUCGAAGUAGCUUAUCUGGCCUAUCAAACGUGGAUAAUGGGUAAUAAAAAAGAGAAAAGGUUGCCAGGAUUGAAGUACACACCGAAUCAGUUAUUCUGGAUAAAUGCGGGAAACGUAUUAUGUGAAAAGCAAGCAAAUAUAAGCAUGAAACAGGGCGAUAUCAAUGAAUCACAAACUCCAGAAUUUCGAGUGAUAAGCUCGAUGUCCAAUUUACCAGAGUUUGCCAGAGAUUUCAGUUGCCCAGUAAAUACAGCAAUGAAUCGAAAAAAUAAAUGUCAAAUUUGGUAGAAUGGAAUAUUCAAGGUGCAAAUUAAAAUCAUUAGUGAAAGUUAUGUGAUAUAUUUACUGGUUUUAUUUUUAUGUAUCACAUGCAAAACUGCUA